This is a messenger RNA of Camellia sinensis, 1843 nucleotides long. RefSeq names its product low-temperature-induced cysteine proteinase. Lineage: Eukaryota; Viridiplantae; Streptophyta; Magnoliopsida; Ericales; Theaceae. The record is from RefSeq and is a predicted model, not a curated record. Gene Ontology annotation, biological process: proteolysis. Gene Ontology annotation, molecular function: cysteine-type peptidase activity.
AGAUAAUCAGAGAUCAUUUUCCUCAAAGUUUGGAUAAUGGGUACCCAAAAAACCCAACUCUCACUCCUUUUCUUGUUCUGGGCAUCAUUGACAUGCCUCAGUUCAAGUCUCCCUAGUGAGUUCUCAAUACUAUCCCAUCAAAACCAGUUUAUCUCAGAAGAAAGAUUGACUGAGCUCUUCCAACAAUGGAAGGAGAAGCAUGGGAAGGUCUACAAGCAUGAACAAGAGGCAGAUAAGAGGUUCCGAAACUUUCGGAGCAAUUUGAAGUAUGUAAUGGAGAAGAACUCGAAGAGAAAGACGAGUUCAGAGCAUACAGUUGGGUUGAACAAGUUUGCUGACAUGAGUAAUGAAGAGUUCAGAGUGGUUUAUACAUCGAAGGUAAAGAAGCCCUUUAAGAAGAAGAUGAGCAUUCAGAGGAGGAGUGUGGAGGGGAAGGCGGCAUUGAAUUCCUGCGAUGGACCGUCUUCCUUGGAUUGGAGGAAGUAUGGCAUUGUCACUGCUGUCAAGGACCAAGGAGGCUGUGGAAGUUGCUGGGCAUUCUCUUCAACUGGAGCAAUGGAAGGAAUAAAUGCAUUAGUGACUGGAGACCUGAUUAGCCUUUCUGAACAAGAACUUGUGGAUUGUGAUUCCACCAAUGAUGGUUGUGAUGGUGGUUACAUGGACUAUGCUUUUGCUUGGGUUGUUAGCAAUGGUGGAAUUGAUACUGAAUCUGAUUAUCCAUACACUGGAAUUGAUGGUACCUGCAACACCACCAAGGAGGAAACCAAAGCUGUGUCAAUUGAUGGCUAUACAGAUAUAGAAGAAGAAGAGAGUGCUCUUUUUUGUGCUGUUCUUAAGCAACCCAUAAGUGUUGGAAUAGAUGGUGGUGCAAUAGAUUUUCAACUAUACACAGGGGGAAUCUACGAUGGAGAUUGCUCGGACAAUCCAGAUGACAUAGACCAUGCUGUUUUGAUUGUGGGUUAUGGGUCUGAAAGUGGAGAAGAGUAUUGGAUAAUCAAGAAUUCUUGGGGAACAUCUUGGGGAAUGGAGGGUUAUGGAUAUAUAAGAAGGAACACUAGUGAUGAGUAUGGUGUUUGUGCAAUCAAUGCAAUGGCUUCAUACCCAACAAAAAAUUCAUCUUCCCCAUCUCCAUCUUCUCCACCUCCGCCACCAUCACCACCACCACCGCCUUCACCACCACCGCCACCACCUUCUCCUCCACCACCUCCCUCUCCAUCACCUAGUGAGUGUGGAGACUCCUCUUAUUGUCCUGCAACCGAGACGUGUUGCUGCAUUUUGGAAGAGUUUGAUUUCUGCUUUGAAUAUGGGUGCUGUGAGUACACAGAUGCUGUGUGCUGCACUGGCACAGAGUAUUGCUGCCCUCAUGAUUAUCCCAUUUGUGACAUUGCAGAAGGACUCUGCCUCCAGAAUUAUGGAGACCGGCUAGGAGUAGCUGCGAAGAAGCGAAAGAUGGCGAAGCGCGAGCUCCCAUGGGCUAAAUAUGAGGAAAAAGAGAAGAAACACUGGUCCCUCGAGUGGAGGAGGAACCACUUUGCUGCAAUGCUCUGAAAAUGGGAUCCAUUCUCGUCACCGGUUUGAAGUUUGAAGGUUGUUGUGACAUGGUUAUUUUGUUUCUUCCUGGCAGGAGCAUUCAUCAUCCUGUUUUGAACAGAUUUUAAUUGGUAUUGUUACUCCAAAAAAAAAAAAAAAAAUAAUAUCGAUAAGGAAGGAAGAAAGUUGUUUUAUUUAUUUAUUUUUGUUCAGCGAACAGCAUAGAGUGUCUUCAUUGAUUUUUCAAUUUAAGAUGUCAACGAACAAUAUAACAUAAAUGAAAUGAAAAACCAAGAAUGAUACUUUGUAAAUA